AUGUCAGAACAAACUCAAGCUAAACCAGCAACCACUGGUGCUCCAGAGGAAAGAAGAAGCAGAGGAACCUUCGGCCAAAAGGGAGGCGACAGAAGAAGAAAGGGUGGCAGAAAGGGACCAAGAAGAGAAGGUGAAGGAAAGGAAUCAUGGGUUCCAACCACCAAACUCGGUAGAUUGGUCAAAGAGGGUAAAAUCAAGGAUAUUAGAGAAAUCUUUGUUCACUCCAUCCCAGUCAAGGAACACCAAAUUAUUGAUCACUUCUUGGGUUCCAAGUUGACCGAUGAAGUCAUGAGAAUUUCUCCUGUUCAAAAGCAAACUACUGCUGGUCAAAGAACUCGUUUCAAGGCUGUCGUUGUUAUUGGUGACUCUCAACACCAUUGUGGUCUUGGUAUUAAGGUUGCUUCUGAAGUUGCUACUGCUAUCAGAGGUGCUAUCAUUCUUGCCAAGUUGUCAAUUGUUCCAACCAGAAAGGGUUACUGGGGUAACAAGAUCGGUGAACCACACACUGUUCCUUGUAAGUUGACCGGUAAAUGCGGUUCAGUCAGAGUCAGAUUGAUUCCUGCUCCUCGUGGUUCUGGUUUGGUUUCAUCACCUGUUCCAAAGAAGCUCUUGUCAUUGGGAGGUUACAUUGAUGUUUUCACUUCCUCAUCUGGUCACACCAAGACUCUUGCUAACUUUGUUUCUGCCACCUUCCAAGCUAUUAAGAAGACUUAUCACUUCAAGACUCCAGAUUUGUGGAAUGUCAACCCAACUCCAAUUUCUCCAUUCGCUGAACACUCCAAAUUCCUCUCUGAGAAGAGAACUGAAAAGAAGUACAAGAAGGAAAGAGGUGAAAGAGGUGAUAGAAAGGAAAGAGGUGAUAGAAGAUAA
Molecule: messenger RNA, 870 nt
Organism: Naegleria fowleri
Lineage: Eukaryota; Heterolobosea; Eutetramitea; Acrasida; Naegleriidae
Exons: 1
Coding region: 1-870 (289 amino acids)
Biological process (GO): translation
Cellular component (GO): cytosolic small ribosomal subunit; ribosome
Molecular function (GO): RNA binding; structural constituent of ribosome
Source: RefSeq, a predicted model, not a curated record